Lynx canadensis (Canada lynx) is the source of this 2544-nucleotide messenger RNA. Its product is annotated as collagen alpha-1(I) chain-like. The transcript has 12 exons. The coding region runs from base 1 to 2544 and encodes 847 amino acids. NCBI's taxonomy places the organism in Eukaryota, Metazoa, Chordata, Mammalia, Carnivora, Felidae. The record is from RefSeq and is a predicted model, not a curated record.
AUGGCAGAACCCAAUGUCCGUAAACCGGCCCCGGACCCCAGAGCACUAACGCGCUGCAUGCCUGGGACUUUCCAGCUGCCCCAGGACCAGCCCCGUGGGCACCUGCGGGCACCCAGCCUCUCCGCCAACCCCCUCAGCCCUGUGGGCCUGCCCCCCAAACGCUGUGAACAGGCUGUCCCGACCCUGAUGGCUGCCCAGACUGUCUGCCCGCUCCCACCUGUUAUCUUGUCUGGACCCCGCCAGGCCAGGACGAUCACCUCUGCCGGCCGUGUGCCCACGGACCCCAGCCCGUGGGUCCAGGGUAGCCUGGCCAAGUCAGCAGCAGCGCCUGUGACGGCCCACGAAGCUCCACAGGCACAGCUUUGGGGGCACACGGCCCUGCGCAACCCAUCCAAGGGCCCAGAGGGGAAUGGGGACCGGAACAGGGAGCCUCCUCGGUCAUGGCUGAGGACGCUGGAGUCUGGGUCUCGGGAGGGGCCCCCUGAGCCCGAGGGGGCUCACUUCCGGGUGUGGUCCAAUGGUUUCCCACGGUGCUGCGCCGACCCACCUGCCCACGGGCGGGGACCGCUGUCGCGCCGGCCAGCCCGCUCCCACCACUGGAGCACCGCUCCCAGCCCGCCGCUUAAGGGUGGCUCCCGCGGGCCAGCCUGGUGCAAGACCAUCGCCAGGGACCUUCACCCAAACCCAAAGAGCAAAUGGUGUCCCGCGAGAGGGGGAGGACUCCUCCGGCGGUGGCGCCACGCGGUCUCACACGCCCCGUCCCGAGCCAACGCCGGCACCGGGCCGUGCCCGCCUCUGGGAAGACGGCAGAGGCCCCCACAUCGCAGCAGCAGGAACCCCAAGCUCUGGGCGUCACAAGGCCCGGGCUUCGUGCUGGGUCCCUCUUGCGGGCAGACGCAGCGUCCACAGGACACGGGCCCGCAUCCCUGUCGCCGGCAGCAGCACACGGAAGCCUCCCUCAAGUUCGAGCCUCUCACUCGAGCCUCCAGUGCUUUGUGGGCCUCCCUGGGCCAUGUCCCCGCCCACCAUGCUGAGGACCACACAGCUGGAGGGCACCCCCUGCAGAUGGCCCAGGAGGAGUUAGAGCCCACAGAUGACUUUAGAUGGGACCAACUCCCUGGGGUCACUACGCUCCCCACUGUCACCUGGCCUCCCGGCAGGGAGGUCCCCGGGCAAUCAGGGCCGUCGAAGGACAGCCAGGGCAGCGCAGCCCAGCACCCCUUCCCCUAUCUCCUACAGGGCCCAGGCUUUAUGGGGGAGCUCCCCCGGGGCCUCCCGCCCAAGUCCCCACAGCGGCUCGUCCCUGGGCGGACGGUGUUGCACCUGCCAGGCUGCUUGGGGGCCUUCUGCAUACCUGCCGGCAUCUUCCCGACCAGGGUCUGCCGUCCCCGGGGCCCGAGCCCCAUCUUCCUUCAGCCUUUGCUAAGCGUCUACGGGGAAGAUCCAAACAUCCGCCGUGCCCGGCGGCAGAAGGGGAAACUGAGGCAGGAGCAACCAGCCGGCCCACGUCGCACCAGCCGUGUGCGCAUCUCCUCCUGCAUCACUUCCUGUCUCCUGCUGGCCUCGCCCGCCUCCCCAGCUGACCCUGCCCUGUCCAGCCACCUCCCUACACCCAAGGCCCACCUGCCACUGCCACUUGCCAGUGCUGGCUGCCUCCCGGCCCUGCCUGAGCCAGCAACAGGUCAGCUGACCCCUGCUCUUAUGUCCCUGGACAAUGACACAGGCGGGGAGCGGGCGGCAGCGGCGGCGGGCGCCGGCCGGCUCCGCGCCGCCUUGCAUGGGCUGGGCCCCCGCGCCGCCCCGCCUGCUCCACACGUGCGGCGGCUGCGGCGGGGGCACGCGCUGUCCGGGCCCCGGCGGCCUCGGGAACCCCCGGCCCGGGCCUUCGGCCUGCGCCGCCUCAGCCGCCCGGAGCCCUGCGGGUCCCCGCGCCCCGCGGUCCGCGGCCGACGGCGUUCUCGGCGGAGAGCGAGCGCGGGCUGCCGUUUGGGGCGGGGGACGGCCGCUCCGGGGUCCCAGGCCGGUGUGGGGGCGCCCCGGCGGCGGCCGGCUCCGACGGAAGUUGCUCCCCGCGGCGGGAGGGCCCCGGGCAGCCCCCGGCCCCCCGACGCGCGCUCGGGGCUGGCGGGGGCGGACCUCGGUGCCCCCCGCGCCUUCCGGACAGGCACCUGCCGCAACCGCGGGCCCCCGGGACGGCGGGCCCCGCCGGGAGCCGCCCCCAGCAGCGCGCCCGGCCCCCAGCGAAGCUCGGCUGCCCAGCCUGGGGCCCUGGGGCCGGCCGGCCGCCGCGGGGCCCUCUCUGGGCGCGCGCCACGACCCGCUGGUAAUGCCCGUCCCAGAGAAGACUUGGUUUGGCUGCAGCGGUGUUUGUCCGAGGGUCUAAAGUCCCUGGAGGAUGACCUAGCACUCGCAAGCCCCACCGGCCUCCUGAGGGCCCCCGUGGACGCGCCGGCCCGACCCGAAGCUGCGAGGCGGGCAGGCACCCAGACUUGCGACCCUCCGCACCCUCGGGUGCCGGGGUUCUGGGCCAGGCGCGCCUCUUGA